UGUGUUGGUGUGAUGAGACUGAUGGUGGGGUCAACACCGACCGGCUCUUUCUAGCUCUUCUUGUACACUAACUUGGGGAUUUAAGAAAUCAGGAUAUUGUUUGAUUCAGAGAAGUUGAAGUGAAGCUGGAUUAAACGAAAACCAUGACACAGGAGGGGGAGAAAACUGCUCCUACUGCUGAGGCUGAGGUGCUGGAGGAUGCAGAGGAUGAACCUGUUCCAGAAAAGCCUGCUAAAAAUGUAACAAGUCCAGAAGUAGUGACUGACAACAAGGAAAAAGAACCUGAAAAGCCUAAAACAAAUCCCAAAGUAGAGCGUCGCUCCAAACCUACAGGCAAGAUGGUGAUGUGUCGGGUCACCUUGCUUGAUGCAUCCACUUUAGAAAUAGAGCUUGAUAAAGGAGCAAACGGCCAGGUGUUAUUUGAUAAAGUGUGUACAAAGCUCAACCUUCUAGAAGUAGAAUAUUUUGGACUGACCUACCUUGACAAGGAUGUAAAGUGUUGGUUGGCUGGAGACAAGAAAAUUGCAAAACAAUUGAAAGCAGGAUGUCGGUGGGUGUUCGAAUUUGCUGUGAAAUUUUAUCCUCCAGAACCAUCACAGUUAACAGAAGAUAUCACAAGAUACCAGUUAUGCCUACAAGUCAGAGUUGACUUAUAUAAUGGAAAAUUGCCAUGUUCAGUAGUAACACAUGCACUGCUUGGGUCCUACACAGUACAGGCAGAGCUUGGUGAUUAUGAUCCAGUCGAAUGUGCACAAGGUUACCUGGAGGAGUUUGACUUCGCACAGAAACAGACUCCAGAUCUUCUAAAAAAGAUACAUGAACUCCAUAAAACACACAAGGGACAAUCACCAGAAGAGGCCGAAGGAAUGUUUCUAGAAAAUGCAAAGAAGUUAGCAAUGUAUGGGGUAGACAUUCACAAAGCUAUGGAUUCAGAAAAGGUGGAGAUUGCAUUAGGCGUAUGUUCCAGUGGUUUGAUGGUGUACAAAGACAAACUUAGGAUAAACCGAUUUGUGUGGCCGAAAAUUCUCAAACUGUCAUACAAACGCAAUAACUUCUACAUCAAAAUUCGUCCAACAGAGAAAGAUUCAUUUGAAAACAUGAUAUGUUUUAAGUUAGUUAACCAUAAAAUGGCCAAGCGGUUAUGGAAAACAUGUGUUGAACACCACACAUUUUUCAGGUUAAAAGAAGCUGAAGCUCCUAAAGGAGGGACUCUAUUCCCUCGUUUCAAUUCCAAGUUCAGAUACUCUGGUCGCACACAGAAACAGCUGAAGGACAGAACAGAUCUUGUUGAACGACCAAAGCCUGAGUUUGAAAGGACACACUUUAAGAACAAAUCUAUGCCAUAUCCAGAGGAUAAAUCUGCAAAACUAAAUGAUAGUGAUGACUAUGGCAAGAAAAACUCUGACCAUCCACUGGACGAGAACGACAGAAUGGACAAAAAGUAUGGUGAUCCUGAUGCCAUUGCCAAUGCAGGGCCACCUCCCUAUUCCUCACGAGAGCUGGAUGAGCAAGGCCAGAGAGCACCAGGUGAUGAAACACAUGCAGACCGCCCAAGCGGACCCCCAGGGGAUGAGUCCGAGGACAGACUUGACCAGGAAAGGGACAAGGUCGCCACUAUGACUGCCCCUGAUGGCACUGGAGAUACCGCAGAACUUGAUGCUGGUGUAGGCCUAACAAACGUUGGGAGAAAGAGUAAACGUUCAAAGGAGGAAAAGGAAAGGGAAAAGAGAGAAAAAGAAGAGGAGAAGAAACGGAAAAAGGAAGAGGAGAAAGAAAGAAAACGUUUGGAAAAAGAAAGAAAGAAGAAAGAAAAAGAGGGCAAUAAAUCAACAUCAGAAGACAGAAGUGAUAGAUUAGGUGAAGGAGUUGCUACAGAAACCGCGCCAGGAGACAGUUAUGGAGAUGCUGCUACACUACCAAGGGAAACCAACACUAAAGAUGCAGGAGAUGAAGGAAGUAGUGUUGACCCUGUCCCCAACGAAUCCUGCAUGGACAGUGACAACAAAAACGACAAAAAGAAAGAAGUGAAGUUUCUUGAUCAGUGUGUCCCAAUAGAGGCAGAUACCUCUGUAGAAGUUAAGGAGACUCCUAUAACAUCUCCCACCAUCAUUAUUUCGGCUGCCCCUCCUCAGCUAGAGGAAGAGGAGCAUGUUGUCAUGGAGGUUGUCAAGGAAACAGAAGCAGAGGUCAAAACAGUAGAUGAUGUCAAGGUUACUGAUCAAGAGAUUGUCAAUGAGAUGAAUAAAGGAGGAACCGCAGAAGAAGUUCAAAUAGAACCACCAGCUGUAGUUGUAGCAAGUGUGGAAAAGUCGGAGCAGAUUAUUCCAGAUGAAAAUAUUGAAGAUGAAGUUUUCGAAACAGAAGCAGAACAUGCUGAGAAGGUUGAGGCAGCAUUAGUAACAAAAGCAGAAACAGUAUCUUCUACAGAAAAUAUUGUGACAGAUGCUUCAGACACAAAUGAAAAAGCCAUUGUCGCAGAGAACAGACCGACAGAACAAACUGUUCCUGUGACUAACCAAGAAAAAUCAGCCAAGGAGGAAGUUUCGGUAUCACCAGAGGUCUGUAUGGAAUCGGCGAAAAAUCCAGUUGAAGAGGAGCAACCUGACCCAAAGGUCACAGAAGUGGUGGCAUGUGUGGAGACAAUAGUGCCCGUGGAGGACUCACCUCCACACAACACAGAGGAACAUGUAGUACAAGAAGACAAAACUGCAGUCCAGCAACAAAAACAAGAAAGUUUGGAAACAGCAGAUGAAGUUAUCCAUGAGGUUGUCAAAGGGGAGAUAAUUCUUCCUGUGGUAGUAACUAAUGAGGAGGCUGAGAAUCAGCCCAAGGAUCAAGCAGAGGCUGGUCCAAGUAAAGUGUCAGAAAGCAAAGAGGCAGAUGAUCAGGUCGACAAGCAGGAACUCAAGAGGCGGGAAAAGGAAGAAAAACAAAAGGAGAAAGAACGAAUUAAAAAAGAAAAGGAAGAAAAGAAAAAAGAAAAAGAAGAGCAGAAGAAAAUUGAGAAGGAGAGGAAAAAGAAAGAGAAACAAGAAAAGGAAGAACAAAAAAGACUUGAAAAGGAAAGAAAGAAGAAAGAAAAGGAAGAAAAGAAGGCAAUGGCAGCUGCUGCUGCUGCAGUAGAGAAAAAGGAUGAAGAAGUUGGAGAGGAAAAUAAGGAGGAGGAUAAGGAAGAAGCAGAGGCCAAGGCUGACCCUGUACAGAUUGAGCUAGCUGCUGCAUUGGUGCAGAGGAGGGGCAAGGAAGAGGAAGAAGUGAUAGAAGACAAAGAAGAAAUAAAAGAAAACACAGAGGACCAAGCUCAAGAAGCAGCUGCAACAGCUGAGGUUGAUGAAGAAACGGUUCAGGAAACAAAAGAGGAAACUGUAGAGGUGGAUGUUGCAAAAGAAACAAAAAUAGGUAAAAAAGCCAAAAAGGAAAAAAAGAAGAAAAAAGAAAAAAAGGAAAAACCUAAAAAAGAAGACAAAAAGAAAGACAGUACAACUGGUUGCUUUAGUUUCAUUGGAGCUAAAAAAGCCGAUAGUGACCAAGAGGAGGUAGAGGAGGCCCCAGCAGAGGAGAUGCCAACAGAACCUUGGGUCACGGUAGAACCAAAGGAGUCAGAGGAACCUAAACCAGCAGAAGCUGAGGAGGCCAAUGUGAGUCCAAAGCAGAGGGGAGUUGGCCUAGGAUGGGCAUUGCCCGGUUUCGCUGAGAUGAAAGAGAGGCAAGCUGCUGCUGCAGCCAAGCCUGUAGAAAAUGAACAGCCUAGGUCUAUGUCAACCUCAUCAGCAAAAUCCUCGUCAUCUUCAUCUGCGACCAGUACAGAGGGUGAACACUUUCCGCAGGAGCCUCGUGCUCCCUUGGCUGAAUUUUCGGAGGGGUUGAGUUCAGAGGGAGGACUAGAUGCAGAGGAAGAUCCUACACUAGGUAACUGGCCGUACGGAAAGGAGGGCUCUAUUGACCGACGCAUGCAAUUUAUCCCAGUCACAGCUCCUUCUACUGAAACAAAAGAAAAACAAAAUACCCAGGAUAGUUCUAUGCCAUUUUUCGAUCCUGCAUCAACUACUGAUAACUCAGAAAAGGAAGGAACUCUGGGUAAAAAAGUGCCUCCACCUGUCGCACCAAAGAGUGCACGAUUGAGCCAGAUGGUUGAAGAAGAGAAAUUGAGAAGGGAAGAAGAAGAAAGACUGAGAAAGGAAGAAGAAGAUAGACGUUUACAAAUGGAAGAAGAAGAAAGAAUAGCUGCUCUACCACCCACAGUAGCUACCGAGAGCAGGAAGUAUGACCCAGAAACAGAGGAGACACCAAUAGCAACUACAAAUGUCCCCAUAGUAAAAACAGAAACGCGAACAGUCACUUACGAAAAAGAUGGUGUUCCAGUGGCUAUUGAGGACAUCACAUUGAUAAGUUCCCAGUCACACUCAACACGAACACAGCUUAGUGAAACGACAACAUAUAGAGCCGAGACAAAUGGUGUUGUCGAAACACGAAUGGAGAAGAAAGUUAUCAUCACAGAGGAUGGAGACAAUGACAUCGACCACGACGAACUUCUGGCAGCAGCCAUCCGCUCUGUAACAAACAUGGACCCCAACCUUUCGGUGGAGCGAAUAGAGUACACGAAACAAGUAGACAACCCAAGUGGGGACACUCAGGUUUAACAUUAUACAGAUAGCCUUGUUGAGAGGGACACACUACACCUUACAGUUCAUACUUCGCCAUUGCUAUGCCGAUAACAUAAACAGCUACAGCAGCCAUCGUGGUCACCUGAUCUUACAGUGCCUAUAGACUCAUCCUCCAUGUAUAAACAAUUCAUCGUACAUUUAUCAACAUCCAUACAAAGACUUAUAAUCCUGUACCAUUUCAUCAUGAUAAAUAAAACUAUUUUUAGCCAUCAUCUCAUUGAUAUCUUGUACUAAGUGACAUGUAAACUCAUCUAAAUGUUUGAAUACUGUUCUGUUUGUCAUGGUGAAACUAGUUCCUGAUUUCAUAAUCUAGUCAGUGCUAGUGGAAUUUUCUUUUUCUGUAGCACUAGAUGAGUUUGUGGGUUUCUGUAACUUAACCGGUUAGAUAUACUGAGCAUGUCAUUCAGUAGGUGAAAUGUGACACUUGUGUACAUAAACACUGAAUAUCCCAUGCCAAUGGUUCUGUUGAUGGAAACAAUUGUGUACAUAAACACUGAAUGAAUGGGAUACGUGUACAAUAAAACUGACUGACUUUACCAUUGCUGUGGUUCAGUACGUAAAAUGUGACAUGUACAUCAAUACUGAUUGAGUAUGCCAUGCCAAUGAUUCAGUUGGUGGAAAGUAACAUGUGUACAUUAACUCCAUAAUUGAAUAUGCCACACCUGUGGUUCAGUUGGUGGAAUGUAACGUGUACAUUAACACUUAUUGAAUAUCCCAUGCCUGCGGUUCAGUUGGUUGAUUACAACAUGUGUACAUUAACACUGAUUGAUUAUCAACUAUUCAGCUUUCCACUUUCAUCACUAACAAGCAGUUCAGCUGGUGGAAUAAAUUACCAUGGUUUACUGUUACUUUUUUUUUUAGAUAUACAGCCCCACAAUUUAUUUAUUUUGUGAUCCUAUGUUGUCGAGCUUAGAUUGGUUGUCUAUUUUAGGGAUAUUCACAAGCUCUUCAAAGUCCAUCUUCAUAUGAAUUUCAGUGCAUUUUUUCACAAAUAUGGAUAAAUUUUACCUGACGUUUGAUCGUUUGCAACAUCAAACGAGCUAUAGUCCUGCCACAGACAGGACCUGAAACCAGAUUGGAAAUUAAAUUGGGAUCCAUGGGGGAUUUGCAAUAAGAGUUGUAUAAUUUUGUAGAUAGAUUUCAUAUAGAUUUGAGUUAAAUCUUUUAAAGAUAAAUUAAGUUGUAAUAAUAGUGUACAGUUAAUGAUUAUUCAAAUACCUAAUUAUAUAAUAUUUGCAUGUUAUGCUAAACAUACUGAAAGAUUGUGUUAGAGGUUGUCAUGGAAACAUUUUAUGAAAUCUUUGAAGGAUAUUCAAAGGAAAUCAUUGAGAAUAUUGUCACAGAGAGCAUAUAACUUUUCGUCAAUGUUAGUCCUGCAUGAAAGUAGGGGAUAGUUGGCAAUAAUUGUACAUGGAGUGCCACCUACAGGGCAAAACACACAUUAAUGCCUAAUUCAUUGAAUGAUACUGAUAUCUGAAAGUUUAAAUAGAAAUGAAUUGAUGCAUAUUGGGGUGAAUAGCUUAUUAUUGUUGCAGAUGAACAAAACCUAUGGACCUGUUGAUGUGUUGCUUUUGUUGCACUUUAGCUCUCCAAUUUUUUUUAAGUUGCAUUUUACCUUUUUGACAUGACUUUUGUUUUUAUGUUUCAAGCAACGGUUUGUUUACGUAAUAGUGCCAGUGUGUCAUAGCAAAUUAUAAAUCACAGGAGAAUUUAUUAAUGUGACCAAAAAACAUGUAGAAAAAGUGUGUAUAGAUUACUUAGUUAACUUGUUUUCUGAGGAAUGAUCGUUUAGUGAUGGCUUAGUUAUGAUUUGAUGACUUUUGAAAUUAGCCAAGGGCAGCAAUUAAGUACUGAAAGAUAUGUGAAUGGGAGAUAACUCUAAAUAAAAAAAAUUCCCUUUCUCAAUUGGUUAACACACUAAAUUUCAUAUGGAAGUAAACAUAAGUUACCUGAAGAAAGAAACCAUGUGAUGAAGUAUACUUGUAUUAAAAGCCAGGCCACCUACUUCAUAUUUAUGAUGGUAAAGAUCACUGCAUGUGCUGGUUAUAUAUUUUGAACAUAUGGUUUUCACUGCACCGUAAAUUAAAAGGGCAAGAGUUAUUUGCAAAUUGUUGAAAUAGUUGAUGUUUUGACAGCUGUUUGUCACCUUUGGAAAAUAAUCCUAGGAAGUAAGGAAACUUAUUUCUGUCAUCAAGUGCUGUGUUGUGUAAUUUCGUUGUUAGUUAUGUCUUUGCUAACAGUAAUAAUGCCCCACCAUUGUGUUAUGUCCGUCAUAUUCACUAGAUAAAUUAAAUUUGUCCAUUGGUCUGUUAUUUAGAUGAUGAAUGGCCCUGAAGCAGUUUGUGAUUUAUGCUGAAAGAUAAUGAGGAUCUAGAUCAUCAGCUCAUUUUAGUUGUAAUUGUGAAAGUUCAAGUCAGUGCAAGAAUUUUGACAGAGUUCAAGGGUCAAAGUAAGGACCUUCUCUCCUGUCAAACAAAUUUAUUUUUGUUUAUGUUAGUCAUAUUGAAAUCCUGAUUGAUUUGCAAUACUAGCGUCUUACUUACUGGAGCAGUUUUAUGCCUUAAGCAAAAUCUGUCAUGAUGCACUUUUGUAGUCACACAUUUAAUACAUUGUUUUUUGGCUGUAGAUUCUCCAUUUAUUUUAUUUUCAGAAGUCUGAAAUUUGUUUUUAUUACAUGAUUAUUAUUAUUAUUAGCUAAGUUUUUCUUGUAGAAAGUUAUUGCUCAAAUGUCUUGUUGCUUUUAUGAUUAUUAAUCAUUUAUUUUCAUUCUCUCUUAAAAACAACCAAUAUGCAGUAAUGGUAUCAAGUUAUCAAAUUAAAAACAGCAGAGUUAAUGUUACACUGAUAAUAGUAACGUAGUAAUACAAUAACUGGGUUUAUUUGGAUUUCUCAUUGUGUAAGGUGCCCAUACAAAAUUAUUUUUAUGAAAUAAUAGGUAACAUUGUGCCAAAAAUUAUUAUUUUGGGAAAACAACAAAAAGUGUUAAGAGGAUAUUUACCUGGAAUCAUUACCGCAUGCCUGUGUUUCUGUAAGCCUUGUAAAGGCACAUCUACUUUAUAAUCAAUGCAUAUUAAUUGAGCCUAGCAGGGGCUCUUUUCUCAUGGUCUGGGGAAAGGGAGCUUACUGAUGAGGACAUAAUAAUUGUAGAUCAAUUUAAUUUUUAUUUGUACAAAAUCACAAAAUAAAAUAAUUUUUAACUUGU
This is a messenger RNA of Ylistrum balloti, 7866 nucleotides long. RefSeq names its product band 4.1-like protein 3. NCBI's taxonomy places the organism in Eukaryota, Metazoa, Mollusca, Bivalvia, Pectinida, Pectinidae. Gene Ontology annotation, cellular component: cytoskeleton; plasma membrane. Bases 144 to 4640 code for a protein of 1498 amino acids. Gene Ontology annotation, molecular function: actin binding; structural molecule activity. The record is from RefSeq and is a predicted model, not a curated record. The transcript is spliced from 25 exons.